CAGGAUGAGAAAGUGCGAGACUUCCUGUUAUGUGUGUGUGACAGCUGGUGAUAAGUGGAGGGCCCUGCACAGGAAAUCCGCUCAGCUUCUGCAAUGGGGCCUGCCUGACACUUGGGCGCUCCUUCAGUCUCGAUGUUGAUGGCAGGACAAAGGGGCGCCUGGACCAUGGGUGACGUGGUCGAGAAGAGUUUGGAAGGGCCCCUGGCACCUUCUACAGAUGAGCCCUCCCAGAAAAGAGGAGACUUGGUCGAGAUCUUAAAUGGGGAAAAGGUCAAAUUUGACGACGCGGGACUCUCCUUAAUUCUUCAGAAUGGCCUGGAGACCCUGCGAAUGGAAAACGCUCUGACAGAUGUCAUCUUGUGUGUGGACAUUCAGGAAUUCUCCUGCCACCGCGUGGUGCUUGCCGCAGCCAGCAACUAUUUCAGGUCAGCAUGCCUAGGACCAGAGUCAAAUCGGGUGCAAGUUGCAAGGAAGAGGGCCAUGUUCUGCAACGAUUUAAAGGAAAAGUAUGAGAAAAGGAUCAUUAUUAAAGGGGUUGAUGCUGAGACCAUGCACACUCUCCUGGACUACACGUACACCAGCAAGGCGCUGAUCACCAAGCAGAAUGUCCAGCGGGUCCUGGAGGCUGCUAACCUCUUCCAGUUCUUGCGGAUGGUGGAUGCCUGUGCCAGCUUCCUCACUGAAGCCUUGAACCCAGAAAACUGUGUUGGAAUACUGAGGCUGGCCGACACACACUCACUGGACAGUCUAAAGAAGCAGGUUCAGAGUUACAUCAUUCAAAACUUUGUGCAGAUUCUGAACUCUGAGGAGUUCCUUGACCUACCCGUGGACACUCUGCAUCACAUCUUGAAGAGUGAUGACCUUUACGUGACCGAGGAAGCUCAGGUGUUUGAGACCGUGAUGAGCUGGGUCCGGCACAAGCCAUCAGAACGGCUCUGCUUACUCCCCUAUGUCCUCGAGAACGUGCGCUUACCGCUUCUGGACCCGUGGUACUUUGUGGAGACGGUGGAAGCAGAUCCUCUCAUCAGGCAGUGCCCAGAGGUCUUCCCGCUGCUCCAGGAAGCCAGGAUGUACCACCUAUCUGGCAAUGAGAUCAUUUCGGAGCGCACCAAGCCCAGGAUGCAUGAGUUCCAGUCUGAGGUGUUCAUGAUCAUCGGCGGCUGCACGAAGGAUGAACGGUUUGUGGCAGAGGUGACCUGCCUGGACCCCCUGAGGCGCAGCCGCCUGGAGGUGGCCAAGCUCCCACUAACGGAGCAUGAGCUGGAGAGUGAGAAUAAGAAGUGGGUGGAGUUUGCAUGCGUGACAUUGAAAAAUGAGGUCUACAUCUCAGGUGGCAAAGAAACACAGCAUGAUGUUUGGAAAUAUAAUUCUUCGAUCAACAAGUGGAUUCAGAUUGAGUAUUUAAACAUAGGCCGCUGGAGGCAUAAGAUGGUGGUGUUGGGUGGCAAGGUCUAUGUGAUUGGAGGCUUUGACGGCUUACAGAGAAUCAACAACGUGGAGACCUACGACCCCUUUCAUAACUGCUGGUCAGAGGCCGCACCCCUCCUUGUCCAUGUCAGUUCCUUUGCAGCCACCAGCCAUAAGAAGAAGCUCUAUGUGAUCGGGGGAGGGCCCAAUGGGAAACUGGCCACAGACAAGACUCAGUGUUAUGACCCUUCCACCAACAAGUGGAGUUUGAAGGCGGCCAUGCCGGUGGAGGCUAAAUGCAUCAAUGCAGUGAGUUUCCGGGACCGCAUCUAUGUCGUUGGUGGGGCCAUGAGAGCGCUGUAUGCCUACAGCCCGCUGGAAGACAGCUGGUGCCUGGUGACCCAGCUCAGCCACGAGCGGGCCAGCUGCGGCAUCGCGCCCUGCAACAACCGGCUCUACAUCACCGGCGGGCGGGACGAGAAGAACGAGGUUAUCGCCACGGUGCUGUGCUGGGACCCGGAGGCCCAGAAACUGACAGAGGAGUGCGUCCUGCCCCGGGGCGUGUCGCACCACGGCAGCGUCACCAUCAGGAAGUCGUACACCCACAUCCGCAGGAUCGUGCCUGGAGCAGUGUCUGUCUGACGGCAGGAUGGGGAGCUGGAGAGCCCCCACCCCCGACCCUCAGCGUGCCCGCCUCACCUCUCACCCUCCUCCAGUCCCACUUCAGGCAGCAGGCUCGAGUUUGAGGCCAUACAUCAGGGGAUCCCCUUGACUCACUUUGGGGGAACCUUGGAAGUCAUAGUUUGGGGUCACUUGAGACCGGCCAGGAAUGUUUGCAUGACCUACCUCAGGAGGGGAGGCGAGGAAGAGUAAUAUUUAGCAUUCAGGACCCACCCAUCCUAUGCCGGCUUCUGUGCCAGGCACUUCCUUGUAUCGGUUCUUUUAACCUAGUGACUGGCUCUUAUCACUUCUAGUUUACAGGUGAGGGAACCGAGUUUCACAGAGGCUAAGUGGCGUGCCCCCCGCCCCCCAGCCCCAUCACUCAGAUAGCAAGUAGCUACCCCAGGAGUCUAAAACUCAGGUCUUUCAGCUCCGAAGUCAAUGCUCUUUCCACCAUGCUCCCUAUCUCAGAGCAGGAAAAACAAACAAAUAAACGAAAACAAAACCUGGCUUAUGCCGGGCGCGGCGGCUCACGCCUGUAAUCCCAGCACUAUGGGAGGCUGAGGCGGGCGGAUGACCUGAAGUCAGGAGUUCGAGACCAGCCUGGCCAACAUGGUGAGACCUCCCCAUCUCUACUAAAAAUACAAAAAUUAGCCGGGUGCAGUGGCAGGCGCCUGUAAUUCCAGCUACUCAGGAGGCUGAGGCAGGAGGAUCACUUGAACUUGGGAGGUGGAGGUUGCAGUGAGCCAAGAUCGCGACACUGCACUGCAGCCAGGGCAACAAAAGUGAAACUCUGUCUCCAAAACAAAAACAAAAACAAAAACACCUGGCUCAUUUCUUGUUUUGGCAAGUCUGCUAAAAGAUUCACUCAGCACGGCAGGGAAAUAAAGGUGUUUCCUGUUUUCUUUC
Symphalangus syndactylus (siamang) is the source of this 2976-nucleotide messenger RNA. It is a transcript of the gene KLHL6, whose product is annotated as kelch like family member 6. The record is from RefSeq and is a predicted model, not a curated record. Gene Ontology annotation, biological process: B cell receptor signaling pathway; germinal center formation. NCBI's taxonomy places the organism in Eukaryota, Metazoa, Chordata, Mammalia, Primates, Hylobatidae. Gene Ontology annotation, molecular function: protein binding.